This is a messenger RNA of Adelges cooleyi (spruce gall adelgid), 2272 nucleotides long. RefSeq names its product insulin gene enhancer protein ISL-2B (gene tup). Gene Ontology annotation, biological process: positive regulation of transcription by RNA polymerase II; axonogenesis; neuron fate specification. Gene Ontology annotation, cellular component: nucleus. Gene Ontology annotation, molecular function: cis-regulatory region sequence-specific DNA binding; DNA-binding transcription factor activity, RNA polymerase II-specific. The coding region runs from base 443 to 1870 and encodes 475 amino acids. The record is from RefSeq and is a predicted model, not a curated record. The transcript is spliced from 7 exons. Lineage: Eukaryota; Metazoa; Arthropoda; Insecta; Hemiptera; Adelgidae.
UGUCGCCGGGACGCGCGUCCGUGCACGAUAUUCGACGGCAUAACAAUAAUUAUUUACAUUUUUAUUUUCUAAAAAAAAAAAAACAAAUCGCACUCACAUACACAUGCAAGCACGCGAUCUCGUGUUAUAACAACACGAUAUAAAUUAAUAUGUUUUUUAUCCGCACUGCGCAUGAUAAUUAUAACAAAAUAUACCGGCGGAUUGUGUUAAAAUAAACGCAACAACAACAACGAGACGGCUCGGCGGCCGGCUGUUCUCGCGGGCCCCGUCGACUCGUUUUCGUCGUUCCAACAACACAAUAUAGCGUACUAUUUUUAAUGAAGCCAAUAAUUAUUCACUGCUCUGUUUGUUGUCGUAAUAUAAUUUAUUAUAUACCGUUGUGUUAAAAAAAAAAAAUCUAGUUUGCACGCGGUCCAAGUUCGUUGCGGACGCCGAUUGUUUUAUGGUUGAACGAGCACCCACCGUGAGUUCGACCACGUCAAACGCGUGGGCGCCGGGACACGCGUGGUCCCAGUACUGCAGCCCGUCCCCCGGUGCCACCACCCUGGCCACCCUGAUGCCGUCCGCCCUGCACAGGGGCCCCCUCCGGAUAUCACCGGUCAAGACCGAACCGUACGACAUGUCGGCCGACAUACCGUCAAUAAGUAUUUUUUUAAUUGAUAUUUCAGAGAGACGGCGGCUGAGUCUGUGCGUGGGCUGUGGCGGUGCGAUAAACGACCAAUACAUACUAAAAGUGGCGCCCGACCUGGAGUGGCACGCAGCGUGCCUAAAGUGCGCCGAGUGCCAUCAGUUUUUGGACGAACAUUGUACCUGUUUCGUGAGAGACGGGAAAACCUAUUGUAAAUUAGAUUAUGUCAGACUAUUUGGCACGAAAUGUGAUAAGUGCAACCUGAGCUUCGACCGGACCGAACUCGUGAUGAGGGCCAAGACGAAAGUUUACCACAUGGAGUGCUUUAGGUGCAACGCGUGCAGCAGGCAACUGAUACCGGGAGACGAGUUUGCGCUCAGGGACGACACGCUGUUGUGCAAACAAGACCACGACCACCAUCCGAACGUGAACGGCAGCAGCGCCAAGAGCAAAAUCGCCGCCCAACUGCAAAGCAGCGAAAACAACAACAACAACACCGCGCUGGCCGACCACAACACCAGCAGUAACAACUCGUUACACCACAACGAAGGGUCGAAUUCCGAUUCCUCUGAAUCGGGGUCGAACAAGUGUUCUGGUCGAACGGGAUCCGACGGACCCGGUAACAGCCGGCUUGGUUCGGCCGGCAAAGGCUCGUCGGACGGCAAACCCACUAGGGUCCGGACCGUGCUCAACGAAAAGCAACUACACACCCUGAGGACGUGCUACUCUGCCAACCCGAGGCCGGAUGCGCUCAUGAAGGAGCAACUGGUCGAGAUGACCGGACUUAGUCCGCGGGUCAUACGCGUGUGGUUCCAGAACAAACGGUGCAAGGACAAGAAGCGCGCCAUCGCCCUCAAACAGCAAAUCCAACAAGACAAAGACGGCAGAAAAAUGGGCUACGGCAGCAUGCAGGGUAUACCUAUGGUCGCGUCCAGCCCGGUCCGGCACGACAGCCCUUUGGGCAUGAACCAAAUAGAAGUGCAGAGUUUCCAACCGCCGUGGAAGGCGCUGUCUGAGUUUGCGCUGCACUCCGACCUGGACCGGGUCGACACCAGUCAACCGCACUUCCAACAGCUCGUUAAUCAGAUGCACGGUUACGACAUACACGGUCCGCCGCCGCCAAUGACCAGGUUAGACAUUGAUCCGGGUCCGGUUGACAUGAUGCAUCCAGAUUCUACCGACUCGUUCGUCACGUACCUGGAGAGCGACGACAGUCUCCACAACGACACGUCGAGUCCCUGAAGACAAUUUGUUUUGAAAAAAAAACAAAAAAACAGGAGUAUAAUACAAUCCACAUAGUUUUUAUAUGCCUACCUCCUAUACUAGAAAACCUCUUUAUACUUUUUCGUCGUUCUACGUCUUCUCCCCUCUGCGGUGUGCGAUGGACAUGACGUGUGUAUCCGCCUAUGUACAUCUCAAACUGUAAUACUUUCGUUUUUCACUCAUCUCCUCCCUGUGUGGACGUGCACUCGUUCGUGUGUGGUUCGCGGCUGUUAUCUUUAAUAUUUUAUUAUAUUAACUGAAAUAACAAUAACCGAGCAAGCCAAAGCCAAAAUGAUAACAUCGAACGCGGACGGAAAGACGGGCUCCGGUGCAGUAAUAAAAAUUAUUAUAAUAAUUAUAUUAUUAUUAUCUAUAUGUUGU